Postia placenta MAD-698-R-SB12 is the source of this 627-nucleotide messenger RNA. RefSeq lists its product as hypothetical. The coding region runs from base 1 to 627 and encodes 208 amino acids. The transcript has 3 exons. NCBI's taxonomy places the organism in Eukaryota, Fungi, Basidiomycota, Agaricomycetes, Polyporales, Adustoporiaceae. The record is from RefSeq and is a predicted model, not a curated record.
AUGACUGUACCGACAACUGCUUAUUACGGCAUAGCACGUCCAGGCCUUAAUCAUAUAGAUCUGAUGAUGGAUACAUUCAUAGCAAAUGCAAGUCCUGAAGACCUGCGUGCGAUUGUGCGAGGCACGCUGGCGGCAGGCACCUCGGGCGUCUCUACGACGUUAACGGCCACAGCCCGUGCUCGACUGUUGCAAACGAAGGCCGUGGUACCGCCAGCACCCGAGGAGCUAUUUACCAUCCGGCCGGAGGACGGCAUCAAACUUCCUACUCCGGAGUUGGCGAAGGUUCUAUCUCGAAUACGUACAUUGUACGGAGCCGGGCUGGGAUUCGCAAGUCUGAGAUUGCUUGCCGUGGUAGUGAGGGGGAGCCGAGGAGUUCUGUGGGACGACGGAAGCCAUCUCGAGGAACUUCUGGCGUCGAUCGACACGGACAUUAGUCAGGCCGUUCAGAGUUCGCGGGAAGAGCUCGAUGGAGGAAGGGUUGGCGAUCUGGCGAAAGCUCGAGGUGCUGUAGACGAGCUGCGAGGGGCGGUGGAAGAGUGCCGUUUGACAGCCGAAUCCGCCGAAUCGGGAAACUACGGAUACUCCUUCGAGCAAGGCCGAGUCGCCCUCGAGUUCUGGAAAAUAUAA